Lindgomyces ingoldianus is the source of this 1352-nucleotide messenger RNA. RefSeq names its product Methylthioadenosine phosphorylase. Gene Ontology annotation, molecular function: S-methyl-5-thioadenosine phosphorylase activity. Lineage: Eukaryota; Fungi; Ascomycota; Dothideomycetes; Pleosporales; Lindgomycetaceae. The transcript is spliced from 2 exons. The coding region runs from base 11 to 1039 and encodes 342 amino acids. Gene Ontology annotation, cellular component: cytosol. Gene Ontology annotation, biological process: nucleoside metabolic process. The record is from RefSeq and is a predicted model, not a curated record.
UCAACAGUGAAUGCUAACGCCCGCCAAACGCUUCACCCAUUGCCUCACACCUCGAAUCUUUCCAUUGAUAUUCACACGGAACAUCACAAUCCCCUACCAUAGCAUGGCGGGCGUCGCAACCUCGUACGAUUCACCCGUCCGCAUCGCAGUAAUUGGUGGUACUGGUGUGCAGGCGCUCCCUGGUUUCACCCUCAUCGCAAGUCUCAAUGUCACGACGCCAUGGGGCUCUCCUUCCUCCCCAAUCUCGAUCCUCCAGCACCCUUCGCCAACGACCGGCAAGCCAAUCCCCAUCGCUUUUCUCUCCCGGCACGGACUGCACCAUGAAAUUGCGCCGCACGAGAUCCCCAACCGUGCCAAUCUAGCCGCACUCCGAUCGAUCGGCGUCCGUACAAUCGUUGCUUUUAGCGCCGUGGGAAGUCUGCAGGAAGAGAUUCGACCCCGCGAUUUCGUGGUGCCGGACCAAGUCAUUGAUCGUACCAAAGGAAUACGCCCAUUCACAUUCUUCGAAGGCGGUAUGGUCGGCCACGUCGGUUUCGGCGACCCGUUUGAUGAGGGCCUCGCCAAGAUCGUGAGACAGUGUGGACACUCCCUCGAAGGAGAAGGAGUCCGACUCCACGACAAGGGGCUCGUUAUCUGCAUGGAAGGCCCUCAGUUCAGUACCCGUGCCGAGUCCAACUUGUACCGCUCCUGGGGCGGCUCUGUCAUCAACAUGUCUGCCCUUCCCGAAGCGAAGCUCGCGCGCGAAGCCGAAAUGGCCUACCAGAUGAUCUGCAUGGCCACCGAUUACGAUUGCUGGCAUGACAGUGAGGAUGUCAAUGUCGAGAUGGUCAUGGGACAUAUGAAGGCGAAUGCUGAGAACGCGCGGAGAUUUGUAGGCGCCGUCCUAGAUGAACUGAGCAAGGAGGAGCAUGGGGAGCAGGUGUUGGCGAAGCAUCUCGACGGGAUGAUGAUGGGUGCUGGUAGCAUCACGCAUAAAGAAGGGAGGGGAAAAGAGUCUGAAGAGAAGCUGAGGUGGUUGUUUCCUGGUUAUUUUGAUUGACCACUGAUGACCAAGGGGAGUUGAGGAGCUCUGAUAAUAGUCGGAUCUUUCACUCUAUGGGUAUCAAAUACCCAUCACUCAUGUUUGGUCCUUCUUGCCUUCACCGUGCAUCCUAAGAAUCCAAUGCACGAAAAAAUUUGAAUCCUUGGCCAUACCGUCUCCGCCACUUGGCAAGGUGCCCGCCAUGAAUCCGCAGAUCUUGGCAGAUCACCCCAUGGAGCCCACGAUGGAGGUUUGACUAGAGUCAGCCGCAAACUAAAGGCAUAAGAGUUAAGCAGAGGCUCUUAGAAAGAAAGAUGUAAACGAACUUACC